Messenger RNA from Entrophospora candida, 642 nucleotides. Lineage: Eukaryota; Fungi; Glomeromycota; Glomeromycetes; Entrophosporales; Entrophosporaceae. The record is from the annotation of a GenBank genome assembly.
AUGAUUGUCGAUGCAUUCGCUUCAACCACUUCCUCUGCUCUCACUUCAACAACAUCAGCCCUCAGUUCAACAUUUUCAUCAUUAACUUCAAACAUUUAUCAUCCUUUAACAACAUUAGCAACAGUAUCGUCCACAUUAACUUCAUCAACUACUGCUUCAUCACGUACACAUAGAACUACAAUAGCAACACAUACAUCAGUACAUUCAGAAAUAUCAAUGAAUAGACAAACAUCAUCUGAUAACAUGUCAUCAUCAACAUCUAUUGAUUCUGAUGGUGUAGAUAAAAGUGAAAAAGAUGUUAAUAAAUUAACAGAAAAUAUGUUUAAAAAAGUUACAGAAUAUUUGAAAGGAGAAAUUUUAGAUUAUAGACUUUUGGAAAAUAUGAAUAUACUUACAAAAGAAAGAUAUAAUGAAAUGUCGUUUAUGGCACAAAAUUUAGUUGUGGAAAUGUCAAAAUUACAAGAAAUUUAUAGUGAUUUUGAACCAUAUGUUAAACAAAUAGAUGAAAUAAGUGAACAGGUUGACUUUUUAGAAAAAAAAAUAGCAAACAAGUUAUGCGGUAUUACUUUAGGUGUCGUUCAAAAAAAUCUAGCGAUCAGCAAUCAGCAAGUUGUUGUACAACCGUCAUCUGCUACUAUUUAA